UAUAAAACGCAGAGUGCAACCCAAAACCUACUGAUAGGAGACAAUGGCCGAGUCCACUCAGAAAACUGAACCACCCGAGUCAAGCCGAGUUUCCGAUUCACCGAGAGAGAUGGAAGGAGAAGAGCACUUGAAGUCCCCAACUGAUUCACAGAAAACAAUCUCUGAUGACGAUGAAAUAGACUACUCCAUCAAACCAGAAUUUUAUGCAGAUCUUGAUGAGAAAGAUGAAUUAUGGGUUCAGAAGAAAAGAAAAGGGCGUACUACUUCUGAUGCUGUGCUUAGCUGCCCAGGUUGUUUUACCACCCUCUGCCUAGAAUGCCAAAGGCACGAGAAAUAUGUGACCCAGUACAGGGCCAUUUUUGUUGUUAACUGCAAUAUCAAGAGUGAACAAGUGUUGCCGCAAAGAAGCAUAAAACCAAAAAGGGGCAAAAGAGGAAGGGAGUCUGAUAAGAGUGAACCUGUUUCUGUUGAUGGUGAAACAUUCAAGCCAGUACACUGUGGAGUUUGCUACGAAGUUGGAGCCAUUGACGAAGAUGAGGUUUAUCAUUUCUUCAAUAUUCUUCCAAGCUUUUGCCUUAGGGCUCACCUCAUGGAAAGGCUCAAACUUGUGGCUUAAGUUACUUAAUGUUCACCUCCAGGGUUCGAGUUUAUCAUUAGAUUAUUUUCUUAUAAAUGUUCAUCUUCCAACAUAAAUGAAUCAGUUGUUGAAUAUGAGUCCUUUUGUACUUUAAGAUUUGGAAUUCUCAAGAACUUCAUAGUAGUAUCAUAUUUGUUAAG
Vitis riparia (riverbank grape) is the source of this 777-nucleotide messenger RNA. RefSeq names its product E2F-associated phosphoprotein-like. Gene Ontology annotation, cellular component: nucleus. The record is from RefSeq and is a predicted model, not a curated record. Lineage: Eukaryota; Viridiplantae; Streptophyta; Magnoliopsida; Vitales; Vitaceae. Gene Ontology annotation, biological process: positive regulation of cell population proliferation.